CUUUAAUUUACUAAGAGCGGCCGCUUCAGGCCUGCAUAUAGAUUAUAGAGGAUAGUACUUGUUGUUACUGCGUGACGCUGGAGUGUCGCGUUACAAGAUGUCGACCCAGCUCCUUUCGGGCGGCGCUAAGUGCGGCUUCGGCCGUGCUGCCGCGCCCUCCUCGCAGCGCAAUGCUAUGUUUAAGCGGCCAAUCUUUGUGGGCACUGCGGCGGAGCUGGGCCUGAAGCCCUUGGCGGCCACGCGCACGCAAGCACCACGGUCACGUGGAGCACAGUCUGUGCGCUGCGCUGCUGUCACCUCGUCUCAGCCUCUGCCAUGGCAGGCGGCUAUGUCGGAGAUCAAGAAGCGCCGCGAUAUCAAGACGAUCAUGAUUAUCGGCGCCGGCCCUAUUGUCAUUGGCCAGGCUUGUGAGUUCGAUUACUCGGGAACCCAAGCAUGCAAGUCGCUAAAGAAGGAGGGCUAUCGCGUGAUCCUCCUCAACUCCAACCCAGCUACCAUCAUGACGGACCCUGGCAUGGCCGAUCGCACGUACGUCGGCCCCAUGACCCCGGAGCUGGCGGAGCAGAUUCUCGCCAAGGAGCGCCCCGAUGCCAUCCUGCCCACCAUGGGUGGUCAGACUGGCCUCAACCUCGCCAAGACCCUGGCGGAGCGCGGCAUCCUGGCCAAGUACGGCAUCGAGCUGAUCGGCGCCAAGCUGCCCUCCAUCGACCGCGCGGAGGACCGCGAGCUGUUCAAGCAGGCCAUGACGCGCAUCGGACUCAAGUGCGCCAAGUCGGCCACCGCCAACACCCUGGAGGAGGCUCUCUCCAUCGCCGCCGACAUUGGCCGCUACCCCAUCAUCGUGCGCCCCGCCUUCACGCUGGGCGGCACGGGCGGCGGCAUCGCCUACAACAUUGACGAGCUGAAGGACAUUGUGACGGGCGGGCUGACGGCGUCCAUGACGUCGCAGGUGCUGGUGGAGCAGUCGCUGCUGGGGUGGAAGGAGUUCGAGCUGGAGGUGAUGCGCGACCUGAACGACAACGUGAUGAUCGUGUGCUCCAUCGAGAACGUGGACCCCAUGGGCGUGCACACGGGUGACUCCAUCACCGUGGCCCCCGCCCAGACGCUGACCGACAAGGAGCUGCAGCGGCUGCGUGACGCCUCCAUCGCCAUCAUCCGCGAGAUGGGCGUGGAGUGCGGAGGCAGCAACGUGCAGAUGGCGGUCAACCCGGAGGAUGGUGAGAUGAUGAUCAUUGAGAUGAACCCGCGUGUCAGCCGCUCCUCUGCGCUGGCCUCCAAGGCCACCGGCUUCCCCAUCGCCAAGAUGGCUGCCAAGCUGGCGGUGGGCUACACGCUUGACCAGAUCGCCAACGACAUCACGCAGAAGACCCCCGCCUCCUUCGAGCCCUCCAUCGACUAUGUGGUCACCAAGAUCCCGCGAUUCGCUUUCGAGAAGUUCCCGGGCUCCAAGGCCGAGCUGACCACCAUGAUGAAGUCGGUGGGCGAGGUGAUGGCCAUGGGUCGCACCUGGCAGGAGUCGCUGCAGAAGGCGCUGCGCGGCAUGGAGACGGGGCUGGACGGCUGGGGGCUGCCCAAGGGCUACAAGCGCCUGCCGCGCGACCAGCUGAUGUUCAAGAUGCGGGUGCCCAACCCCGACCGCAUCGUGGCCAUGUUCCAGGCCAUGGAGGAGGGCCUGACUAACGACGAGCUGUUUGAGCUCACCAAGAUCGACCCCUGGUGGCUGGCCCAGCUGCGGGAGCUGUUCGACACCUCCAAGUGGCUGCAGACGCGGCAGCUGAGCCAGCUGAGCGGCGAGGAGAUGAGCUGGGUGAAGCAGAAGGGCUUCUCGGAUGCCCAGAUUGCGCGAUACACGGGCUCCACCAUGAUGGAGGUCCGCGCCUACCGCAAGUCACUGGGGGUGGUGCCCGCCUACAAGCGGGUGGACACCUGCGCCGCGGAGUUCGAGGCCAACACGCCGUACAUGUACAGCACGUACGACGGCAACAGCGAGUGCGCGCCCACCACCGAGCGCAAGGUGCUCAUCCUGGGAGGCGGCCCCAACCGCAUCGGGCAGGGCAUCGAGUUCGACUACUGCUGCUGCCACGCGUCCUUCUCGCUGAGGAAGCAGGGCUUCGAGACCAUCAUGAUGAACUGCAACCCGGAGACCGUGUCGACCGACUACGACACCUCCACCCGCCUCUACUUCGAGCCCAUCACGGUCGAGGACGUGCUCAACGUGAUCGAGGCGGAGCGGCCCGAGGGUGUGAUCGUGCAGUUCGGCGGACAGACGCCGCUCAAGAUUGCCAUGGACCUGGACCGGGCGCUCAAGGCCAACCCCAUCCCCGCGGCGUCGGGCAACGGCAAUGUGCGCAUCUGGGGCACCUCGCCCGAGUCCAUUGACAUUGCGGAGGACCGCGACCGCUGGAUGGAGCUGCUCACGAAGCUCAACAUCAGGCAGCCGGCGGGAGGCUCGGCAAGGUCCGAGGCCGAGGCCUUCGACAAGGCCAACAAGCUGGGCUACCCGGUCAUGAUCCGCCCCUCCUACGUGCUGGGCGGGCGGGCCAUGGAGAUCCUGUACAACAAUGAUGACCUCAAGCGCUACGUCACCUUUGCUGUGGAGGUGGACCCCGAGCGCCCCGUGCUGAUCGACAAGUACCUGGACCGCGCAGUGGAGCUGGACGUUGACGCGCUGUGCGACGUGCAGGGCAACGUGGUGAUUGCGGGCAUCAUGGAGCACAUUGAGCAGGCGGGCAUCCACUCGGGCGACUCGGCCUGCUCGCUGCCCACUCAGAACAUCAGCGCAAAGGUGCUGGAGCAGAUCAGGGCCUGGACGGUGUCGGUUGCCAAGUCGCUGGACGUGGUGGGUCUCAUCAACAUCCAGUUUGCGGUGCAGGACGAGACGCCCUACAUCAUCGAGGCCAACCCGCGUGCAUCGCGCACGGUUCCCUUCGUGGCCAAGGCGGUUGGUCACCCCAUUGCCAAGUACGCCUCGCUGCUCAUGUCGGGCAAGACGCUGGCGGAGAUUGGGUUCACCGAGGAGCCCAUCCCGCCCCACGUGGCGGUGAAGGAGGUGGUGCUGCCCUUCAACAAGUUCCCAGGUGCCGACACGCUGCUGGGUCCUGAGAUGCGCUCCACGGGCGAGGUGAUGGGCAUCGACAAGGAGUUCGCCGCCGCCUUCGCCAAGGCUCAGAUCGCUGCGGGCCAGCGGCUGCCCAAGACGGGCAAGGUGUUCCUGUCCAUGGCGGACAAGUACAAGCCGGAGAUCAUUGCAGUGGCACGGGACCUGGGCAACCUGGGCUUCGGGCUGGUGGCUACCACCGGUACCGCCCAGGCGCUGCGUGCCGCCGGAGUGCCGUGCGAGCAGGUGUUCAAGAUCCAGGAGGGGCGACCCAACCCGGCGGACCUCAUGAAGAACGGGGAGAUCACCCUGGUCAUGAUGACGUCCAGCGGCGACGAGGCCGACCUGCGUGACGGCAAGGAGCUCCGCCGCCUGGCGCUCAGCAUGUCCAUCCCCACCGUCACCACCGUGGCGGGUGCGCGCGCCACCACCGCCGCCCUGCGCGCCAUGCGGGCGGGGCCGCUGGUGCAGAUCCCGCUGCAGGACUUCUUCCCCACCUACUACGAUGACUCGCUCGAGCUCAUGCUCAAGUAAGGUAGCUGCUGCUGUUGCUCGAGAGGGCAUGUGUUGGCUGGGGGGGGGGGGGGCGCUGGCGCUCCUCCGACCUUGCUGAGUUGGGGGUACGAGGUGACCGGACUGUUGCAGCUCCCUGUGGGGGCCGCUGUCCCUGCUGUAGCGAGUCCGGUUGAAGCCUCUUGGUAGUAACCCGGCCCCCGCUUAACAGCGGGGUGCCGCUGCGCGCUUUUGCGGGCGUGCAAAUUUUGGAGUGCUGAUGUCUUGUGUUAAGACUAGCCGCGAGUCUUGUGUUUGCGUGGGUGUGUGGAUGUUGGGUUUGCGUUUCAUCCCUGGGAGAGGGGCGAGGGAGGGCGCAUGCAGCCGGUAAAGGGCUGUGCGCAGGCCACACAACGCAACAUGAUAAAGAUAUGCUGCUUCUGUAUUAGCAGCUCAGCUGUGAGUACUGAGCUGAGCUGGGCGCCGGCACUUGGUGUGUUUUAUGCUACGCUGUCCACCGCCGGCGGUAGCACUUGCCUGCCAUGAGGUGUGGUUGCGAGGAGGAGUAUUAACUGUGUGCGUGUCAGUCACCGGUAUUGCGGGGGAAGCGAAACCCCUCGUAGCGUCCGGAGGACCAGCUUAACGUUGCUUGGCGUUCAUUUCCCUGCUCAUUCUUUCCUAGGUACGCCUAAUGGUGUAUGCUGUGCAUGUGGUUAUCGUGGAUGUGGGGUGCUCGUAUCCUUCACCUUCUGUGGGGAUCUCCCAUUGUCGGGUCGGCUGAGAGCUGCGUUGUGGUGGCCGGUCUGAUGGGAAGGGGGCGUGCCCCGCACCCACCUACAGCGCGUUCCAUCCAUGUGUGUAUCUUUUCGUUUCACAUUCAUACAGCCUUGCGGGCGUCGGCGUUGGGCCUCCUUUGAGGCCACAUAGCCUGGUUUGUCACUCAAUCGGCAGUUUAGAGAAGAACAAAGGUGCGGUCCCAUUUUUCGGCCGUACGGUGCGUGGGGUAGAGAAAGGGCAGUUAAGGAGGAGGCAGGUGGUGGUACGGGUGUUUAAACCCUAGAAAUUAACCGGGUUCUGUAAUGGCAGGACUCGUG
This is a messenger RNA of Astrephomene gubernaculifera, 4683 nucleotides long. The record is from the annotation of a GenBank genome assembly. Lineage: Eukaryota; Viridiplantae; Chlorophyta; Chlorophyceae; Chlamydomonadales; Astrephomenaceae.